AUGUCUAAACAAGAACCAAUAUCAUUCAAGAGUAAGAAUCAUGAUAAUGAGAAUUCACAUUCACGUAAUACCUCAAUAACUACUGAUGAAAAUAUAUCACCAGAAACAACAAUUAAUACAACCACAGAAGAUUUAAGAGCAAAUUUCACAAGUGCAACUACUUCUAAAACAUCUCCACAAUCUUCACCAUUAUUAUCAUCAACUCCACCCUCAGUUUCAAAAGCUUUAGUAUCUGCAUAUCCUUAUUUGUUAAUUAUAAAUAAAUUUUUAUCAAUUAUAACAUGGACAAAUGAUAAUUAUUGGAUUAAUGUCGUUUUAAUAAGUUUAUAUUCAUUAAUUAUAUUAUAUUUUGAAAGUUUAAUUACUUGGUUUGGUCAUCUAAUAUUAGUACUUAUAAUUACAUUUUAUUCAAUUUUAAAUAAUAAAAUCAUUGAAGAAUCUAAAAUUAAUCCAACUUUAGAUGAUAUUAUUCAAAGUUUAACUUCAACAUGUAUAAAAGCUGAUAUUUUAUUACAACCAAUUAUAUCAUUAUCAUUAACACCAUACGAUAUUAAAAGAUUAUUAUUCACAACUUUAUUUUUAACUCCAAUUUAUUUAAUAGUUACACUUUUAAUUAUAAAACCAAGAAUAAUCUUAUUAGUCACUGGAUUAUUUUUAUUAACUUAUCAUUCAUCAUAUUCCAUUGUAACUAGAAGAAUUUUAUGGAAAAUUAAAAUUGUUAGAAUAAUUUGUUUUUAUUUAACUGGUUUAGAUUUAUCAAAAACAAAAAAUCAUUCAUUAUUUGCUGCUGCUUUUGCAAAAGUUCAAAAUAAUAAUAAUUUUAUGACUAAUGAUGAUAGUAAACCUUCAAAUUCUAAACCGGUUAGAUUUACUUAUGUAAUUUAUGAAAACCAAAGAAGAUGGUUAGGUAUUGGUUGGACAUCAAAUUUAUUAUCAUAUGAAAGAACUCCUUGGACUGAUGAAUUUUUAAAUGAAAGUUCUAGUAUUGAUACUUUUAAAUUACCAAAUACUACAACAGAUAAUUUAGAUUCAACUGAUUCAAAAAUUCAAAAUGCAACUUGGAGAUGGGUUGAUAAAACUUGGAGAUUAGAUUUAACUAAUGAUGGAGCUAUUACAUUACCAAGUUCAAAAAGAAGUAAAACUACCGCAAAUCCAGACAAAGAUGAAGGCUAUAUUUAUUAUGAUAAUACUUGGAAAAAACCAGGUACUGAAGAUACAUUUUCAAAAUAUACAAGAAGAAGAAGAUGGAUAAGAACUGCAGAAUUGGUUUUUGAUAGUUCAACAACUACGACGAUUGAUGAUAAAAUUGAUGAAGCAAUUGAAGAAAAAGUUGGAACUGAAUCAUCUCCAAAAAAGAAUAUUAAAAAUUUAAGAUUUAAAGAAACAGCAACAGAAGAAGUUGUAAAAGAUCAAAAUAAUAAUGAUGAUUUGAUCAAGAAAGAUUUAAUUGAAAUAGAUGAAAAAAAGGAACUAUAG
This is a messenger RNA of Insectozyma verbasci, 1476 nucleotides long. Lineage: Eukaryota; Fungi; Ascomycota; Pichiomycetes; Serinales; Debaryomycetaceae. The record is from the annotation of a GenBank genome assembly.